CUAGUUUGCCAGCAAUGUUGAAUCUACUAAUGAGCCUCCACAGACAGAACACACAUUUAUUCUCACAGUAGAAUUGAUCAAUGACAAUCCCUUCGUUGUGGACCUUGACAAUACUAUGGCUGGAACUGGGUUCUCAACUACAUUCAGGGAAGAAAGUACAAAUCCUGCUCCUCUUUCCAAUGAUUUAAAGAUUACUGACAUUGAUGUUCUACCAAACACAAACAUAAAGACAGCUACUAUAACAGUAGAGGGUGGUGGUGCAGAGCACCAUAUUCAUGUUGACGCUCAAGGUUUACUGGGAAUUUCUGGUCAAGACACACAUAUGGUCACACUAACCAAUAGUGCAUCAAGUAGUGUUUAUGAAAAUGUUCUUGGUACAGCUACAUAUUGGAACAGUGCAGAUGAACCGAGUGCAUCCAUUUUUAAAAUUCAGUUCCAAGUUCAAGAUGCAGAUGAUAAGCAAAGCAGCAUAUCAGAAGCACAAGUGCACAUAGAUUUCAUCUGUGAUCCACUGGUGCUCCUGCUUGAUGAACCAAACACAAACUACAGCACUACUUUCUCUGAAUUGGACAAAAUUCCUGUCAAAGUAGUCAACUCAACUAGCAUACAUCUGUCUGAUGUAGAUGCACAAAAAAUAGUAAGAGGAACCGUCACUGUUGUGGGCUUUCAGUCUCAUUGGCAGGAUUCUCUUCAAGUUCUUGGUGCUGAUGGCAGUGCAAUGAAUAGCUACCAAGGAGUGACAAUAAGUUACGAAAAUGGUCAGCUGAGUUUUGAAGGAGAAGCUACACUUCAAGUGUAUGAGAACAUACUAAAGAAAGUUCACUACAGCAAUCCAAAUCCUUGCCCACCAUCAUUAUCUGUUUUACUAAAAUUUGACUUCAUAGACGAUUGUGAGGCUCAUAACGAACCAGUCUAUACAAACAUAUCCAUUGAUCCCGACAAUGAUCCGCCAACAAUUGAUCUUGAUACUACCACAAGUCAAGAUCCAUUGCAGCUAACAUACCAAUUCUUUGGGGUAGAGAAUACGAAUCCACAACCUCUUGUUCUCUUUGAGCGUGCUGCUUUGGAUGAUUGUGAUACUAUGCACUCGAUGGAAUAUCUUUAUAUUAUCAUGACAGAGGCUGGUGAUCUGGAAACUAAUGAAGAAUGGUUGGAAUUUGACUUGAGUGGCACUGCAUUGCAAGUUCAUGACACAAGUAACGACUUCGAGAUAACAUAUAUGGUGACACCAUUACCAACUGCUGUUGUGCCUCCAAGUGACUUCCAAAUGGUACUCAGGAGGGUGAAGUACAGGAAUGUUGCCAGAAAACCAUUCGAGACAUCAAGGGAGUUGACAGUACGAGCUUCUGAUGAUACUAGAACUGAAACGGCAUCAGCUAUUCUGUCCAUGGAUCGUGUUCCAUUGGGACCAACCAUCACAUUAGGAAAGUAAGUUGGAUUACGUUCAAGUUACAUUAUAGUUCAAUUACUGUUGUAUCUCUAUUU
Molecule: messenger RNA, 1485 nt
Organism: Corticium candelabrum
Lineage: Eukaryota; Metazoa; Porifera; Homoscleromorpha; Homosclerophorida; Plakinidae
Exons: 1
Coding region: 116-1432 (438 amino acids)
Source: RefSeq, a predicted model, not a curated record